Exophiala bonariae is the source of this 855-nucleotide messenger RNA. RefSeq lists its product as uncharacterized. The transcript has a single exon. NCBI's taxonomy places the organism in Eukaryota, Fungi, Ascomycota, Eurotiomycetes, Chaetothyriales, Herpotrichiellaceae. The record is from RefSeq and is a predicted model, not a curated record. Bases 1 to 855 code for a protein of 284 amino acids.
AUGGCACCCAAAAAGCAAACUAAGCGCACUGCAGCACAGGCUCGCAAGAAGGCCAUUCGCCAGCUUAACCGCGCCAUCGAAGGACUCACUAUAAACCAAGACACUAGCGAGACUGCGUGUCCACUACCUCCAUCCCUUAAACGCAGAAAAGCGCAGAAAACCUCGAAUCUCCCCAAACGCAUCAAAGGCAGACACAUUGGCCAGGAGUUACCGAUUUGGCUCCACGUGGUCGAUCCACAGAAUCGCCAUGUUACCCGCGAAGUCCAGGUCACUUUGAAACAUGUUCAGAGUCUCAAGACCGUCAACGCCUUUGUUCAGAGCUCUUUCGGAUUCGAGAUGAAGCGCGCAGGCAUCGAUGCAGAUCUUAAAGUCCGAGUGGGUCUCGCGACUUAUGGUCCGUCGACUGACUUUUCGAAUAACUCGAUCGUCCGCCACACGCAAGGGUCCUUUACCUCUAACGAUGAUUUCAAGAGCUGGUGGUUAGGACUCAGUAAUCUGUUGAAGAACGAGGGAGAGACAGUCAAAAUUGCAGCCACUUUUUGGGACAAGAUGGAAGCCGGAGAGAAAGGAUUUGAGGUUCCAGCAUUCUGGAAUCACACAGGAGAUAAGAGCACGGAGGCUUUGGGAAGUGAGAUGGAGGAGCCAGAAUGGAAUAUCGACCUCAACAAUUUGGGACAUGGACAUCGAGGCGAUGCAGCGAUGCAAGAGCCAGAGAGAAAUGGUCCACAAAAGCGCAGAGGCGGAUCCAGACGCGACGCGAAAGGCAGAACAAAGGGCAACGAAAGAGAGCUUGCCAUUUCUGUGAUUGAGCAGGAUGGAGAUGUAUUUAUGGAGGAUGCUCUAGUGAGUGGUUGA